AUGGCUCACCGUGAUGAAGAAGGAUCUAUUGGGACCUCCAUGCAUGGGGUCACCGCGAAGGAACAUGUUUUCUCUUUCUCUGUCCAAGGCGAAGAUGGCCUGUCUUCCCAUAGCGUCCAGUCUGAUGAUCCAACGGCUGAGUUUGCCUUGCCGGUCGACUCAGAACAUAAAGCAAAAGUGUUCAAACCAUUGUCAUUUGCGAAACCACACAUGAGAGCUUUCCACUUAGGAUGGAUCUCUUUCUUCACUUGCUUUAUCUCCACGUUUGCCGCCGCACCUCUCGUUCCCAUCAUCAGAGACAACCUCGAUUUGACCAAAACUGAUAUAGGAAACGCAGGAGUCGCCUCCGUUUCCGGUGCCAUUUUUUCAAGGCUUGCUAUAGGAGCUGUUUGUGACUUGCUCGGGGCUAGGUACGGAACGGCGUUUCUCCUAAUGCUGUCAGCUCCAGCAGUGUUCAGCAUGUCUUUUGUAGCUGACGCUGGGGGCUACUUAUCCGUCCGGUUCAUGAUCGGUUUUUGUCUAGCCACCUUCGUGUCAUGUUCAUACUGGACCAGUGUGAUGUUCACUGGAAAGAUCAUUGGACUCGUCAACGGAUGUGCCGGUGGUUGGGGAGACAUGGGAGGAGGCGUGACUCAGUUACUCAUGCCGAUGGUCUUCCACGUCAUCAAAGUCGCUGGAGCCACUCCCUUCACGGCAUGGAGGAUUGCGUUCUUCGUCCCUGGCUUUCUUCAGGUCAUCAUUGGGAUUCUUGUGCUCACUCUUGGACAAGAUCUUCCUGAUGGGAACUUAAGUACUCUGCAGAAGAAAGGAGACGUUUCCAAAGACAAAUUAACCAAGGUGUUUUGGUAUGCUCUGAGGAACUACAGAACAUAUGUCUUGUUCAUUCUCUAUGGAUUUUCCAUGGGAAUAGAAAUGACCAUCAACAAUGUUAUCUCAGAAUAUUUUUUCGACAGGUUUCAACUUAAACUCCAUACAGCCGGUAUGAUAGCAGCCAGCUUUGGUAUGUCUAAUUUCUUCGCUCGUCCUAUUGGUGGCUUCGCAUCUGACAUGUCAGCUAGGUUUUUCGGUAUGAGAGGGAGGUUAUGGACCCUUUGGAUCUUACAAACUUCUGGUGGUCUUUUCUGUGUUUGGCUCGGCCGUGCUACUUCACUCCCCAUAGCAAUUUUAUCCAUGAUGCUUUUCUCCUUCGGGGUGCAAGCUGCUUGUGGGGCCAUCUUCGGCAUCGUUCCUUUUGUCUCGCGCCGCUCUCUAGGGAUAAUAUCAGGACUGACCGGCGCAGGAGGAAACUUUGGGUCGGGUCUAACUCAACUGGCCUUUUUCUCUUCAUCAAGAUUCCAUACUGCCGAUGGUUUGUCGCUGAUAGGAGUUACAGCGAUGAUUUUUACGCUUUUGGUUGCGUUUAUACAUUUUCCACAGUGGGGAAGUAUGUUUUUGGGACCAACAAGUGACGGUAGACAAUCAAAGGAAGAGCAUUAUUAUGCGGCGGAGUGGACUGAGGCAGAGAAGCUGCAAGGAUUGCAUGAAGGCAGCCUUAAGUUCGCAGAGAAUAGUAGAUCUGAAAGAGGCAAAAAGGCAGCUACGGACGGCGCCUCCACACCGCUAGAAAAUGAUAAUCCGGCUGAUGUUUAGUCAUGAAAUAUUGUUUUCAUCUACUACAUGUACACACGUACACAUAAAAUAAAGUGUUCUAUAUUAA
Molecule: messenger RNA, 1696 nt
Organism: Raphanus sativus (radish)
Lineage: Eukaryota; Viridiplantae; Streptophyta; Magnoliopsida; Brassicales; Brassicaceae
Product: high affinity nitrate transporter 2.6-like
Exons: 4
Coding region: 1-1629 (542 amino acids)
Biological process (GO): cellular response to nitrate; nitrate transmembrane transport
Cellular component (GO): plant-type vacuole membrane; plasma membrane
Molecular function (GO): nitrate transmembrane transporter activity
Source: RefSeq, a predicted model, not a curated record